Molecule: messenger RNA, 6886 nt
Organism: Rhipicephalus microplus (southern cattle tick)
Lineage: Eukaryota; Metazoa; Arthropoda; Arachnida; Ixodida; Ixodidae
Gene: Fsn
Product: F-box synaptic protein
Biological process (GO): proteasome-mediated ubiquitin-dependent protein catabolic process; synapse assembly involved in innervation
Cellular component (GO): SCF ubiquitin ligase complex; synapse
Molecular function (GO): protein binding
Source: RefSeq, a predicted model, not a curated record
GCCCACGGGCUGAACGACGCCCGGUAUGACGUGCGGGCUCCGUGCGUGCGAGUGCACCGUAGCGACCGUAGUGCAAACGUCGAAGUCAUGGCUUCCGCGGCUCUUGGCGGCGACAAGUGCGGGUGGCCGCACUUGCCGCCAAACGUUAUGGAGCACAUCUUCAGCUACCUGGAUCUCACUUCGGCUCGCAAUUGCACGUUGGUGUGCAAGUACUGGCACGCGCUGCUCAGUGACGAGAACAACGACGUGUGGAGGUUACACUGCGCGCGCAAACUGGCCGAUGCUGCACUCAAGUCCGACUUGCUCUGGAGCGUACCGAGUAGCAAAGCCAAGUUGCGCGCCUUUUACCACGCGUGGGAUCCGCGCGAGUGCUCGCGCAACAUCUACAUCAAGUCGAACGGUUUCACGCUGCACCGAAACCCGGUGGCGCAGAGCACGGACGCCGCCAAAGGCAAGCGUGGAUUUGCGGAGGGCCGCCACUGCUGGGAGGUUUGGUGGGAAGGGCCGCUCGGCACCGUCGCCGUGGUGGGAAUCGCGACACGCGAGGCACCGCUACAGUGUUCCGGUUACGUGGCCUUGCUGGGCUCUAACGCGCACUCCUGGGGUUGGAACCUGGUAGACAACCAUCUGCUGCACAACGGAGACAGCCAGGGCAACUACCCGUUGCUCAACAAUGCACCGAAGUACCAGGUGGGAGAGCGACUGCGAGUGAUCCUAGACUGUGAAGAUAAUACGCUUGCGUUUGAGCGCAACUACCAAUUCCUUGGAGUGGCUUUCAGGGGGUUGCCUGACAAGAUGCUCUAUCCGGCUAUCUCGGCUGUCUACGGUAACACGGAGGUCUCUAUGGUGUAUUUGGGCCGACCGCUGGACGGCUGACGCCCUAUUGUGUGAGAAACUGUCUCAAACUGGCAUCUAUCAUCAUACUUCACAAGAUAGAGCAAUUAGGUGCUGGCUGCUGUUCCUGGGGAUGGUAUAUCUUUUAUAAUGGGUUACAAAGGGUCAGUGCUCAUGCUAUCCCUACUACCGGUAUUGUAGAGGGAUAUGGCUGGUGGACACAGUUCAGAACUGCGCCACCUUUAAGGCAAAACUUUAUUUGCCCCUUAAGUCUAAUUUUUGGGGGCUGUUUUGCAAUAGCAGCAACUCUGAGAGGUAAUGCAAUGAAAGGGCCCCUCACCAGAUGAUAUAACGAAGUUUAGUUACACACUGGAAGUUUUUGUGCAUCUAAUGAAAAUCAAUAUGCCACAAAAAUUUUUUAAUCAGUUCUAGAAGCGAAGAAAACCAAUGUUUUAAAGCGGCGCAAAACCAUGAUGCGAAGAGGCAAGCUCCAAACUAUUGCUGCUCACCCCGUUUAGCCUUCGCAUGCGAAAUCACUUCCCUGCCCUCUUCGGCACGCGAGCGAGAGGAUCACAUGCAUACACAUGAAUAGGUCAUGUGCAUACAAGGUCAUGAGUUCAUAAUGUGCCCGAGCCCCCAUGACACUACCAGUAUUGUGUCAGUAUUCUCUGCACUUCAUCCUCAAAUUAUGCUGAAUGUGCCCUCGCUGAUCACUUGGCUUUCAACCUAUUACGGAAUCUGAAAGCUGAAACAUUUCUAUGAACGAAAGUCUAGCGGUAUCAUCAGCCGAUGCCGCAUGAAAAUUUAGUUAGAUGCUGUAGAAUAAAUGAGUGCUGGAGUGCGGUAGAGCUUAAGUUUCACUGUAAGGGGAGGCGUCUGCACAGUGUGCAAAGGGCGAGAAUAGGAACACACGUGAAACAGAGGUAAAUUCGUCUCGAAUCUUACGGCGAUUCACAGUAAAAAUUUAGAAAGAAAACACGCACAUGCUGUUAGCCUGUUUGUUAUUGCUCUCAAGUUUUAUCUUGUCAAGGAACAAAUUACACGAACUACUCGUCGUGUCAAAUAAUUAUCGCAGUGUCAUGGCCUACUGUCGGUGACGUAAGAGCACAGGUGUAUGUAGAGAAGCAACGUCACAGCAAUUCGACUACGUAGGGCUAUUUCAUCUUGUACGCCAACCCCUCAUUCUGUGGCCACGUGCCCGCGAGAAGGGCAAGCAGUGUUCAGCUUGAAAUUUGGCACAUUUCCGCGGUAUGUAGCAUUGCAAAUUUUAACAGAUGUGAUCGUAAACACGCAGUGUAUGCAUUGCACUCGUCAGCUCAAUAUAGUCAGACCUGGUGAGGGGUGCUUUAAAAGGGCUUGUGGGAACCAGGGGCAUUAUUUAUGAGGUGAAUGAAAAAUAGUGUGAAAUGUGGCUAAAACUGGUGACACACGAUCACUUUUGAUCUCAAUUGGGCCUAAUUCAGAUUGAGCUUCUUGAUCAUGAUUAGCUCCUUUAGGCAAGCUGCAAAAAGGGAAGAAAUUUAAUUCCAUUUGGGACCAGAGAACCCACCGUGUGAUGCCGGUAUUCAACAGAACUAGAGAAAUUGUCUGUUUAUUUUAUUUAUUUACAUACGUAUUUAUUUGUGUGCUCUCAGGAGCCCUAGGGCAUCAUUAGGCGGAAUGGUCAGAUGGUAAUUUAUUAUCUGCAACUUGGACGGCUAAAAGGUCUCUGCAGCAAUUGAGGUAGAAAGGUGGUUCUAGUUACUGCUUUCUCCCAGAAAAAAAAAGGCAUAGCAAGUGAUGUUGCAAUGUAAGGGAAUAUUUACCCUGAGCUUAUGAUCAGUCCAUGCAGGCUUGUAUUCUGAAGAAGAAAAAGACCAUAUUUAGGUGAUGGGUUAUUGCAAAAAUGUUCCAAAAGCUGGUUGAGUUCAUGAUUAAAAAAAUAAUGUACUCCGACUUAGCACAACAAAAUGUAACAAAUACUACGCAGACGUUCAGCCACCUAAGCGGGUGGCAUUCUCAGUAUGCACUGGCACUAAAUCAGCUAAGGUCACCCUGUCUACUGCUAGUCUCUGUACACAUCCUAUAGGGGACCGCGGUUGUUGCAUGCAUAGCUUGUUACAGUGGAUAAACUACUAUUCUAGAAGCUUUCUCUUGCCCCACCUUUGUUACCGAGCCAGCGUCGUCGCAUUUCUGAAGUUGAAAACAUGCCCCAUUGUCAAAAUCGCGAGACAGGCAGUUUUGUGAAAGAUGUUUAAGCGGAAUUAUUUGUAAGGUUACUGAAGAAUUGGUGGACCUUAAUUAGCUUUCAUUAAAAAAACACAAGCAUAAUGGGAGUAAUAAAAAAAUGACAGGCAGUACAAUAUUGAAUGGCUUAUAGGGCAGUGAUUGGUGCAUGGUUGGGUGAAUUCCAAUUGGAGCAAACACGUUAUAACUUACCUAGGGCCUUCUUGUGGCAAGAGUAGUGCUUUUAUUACUGUGGAAGGUUCAUCAAUAUGGCAAAGUGGCCAUGUUGGUCACCUAUUUUUAAGAAUGCUAAAAGUUCAGGGGAGAUGCAGAGAGAAAAGAGUGCACACACACACACACGUGCUGUUCUCAAAAAAAAAAUCUUUAACGCAAUAGUGUUAAAGAGCUCGUUUCGCAGAAAUUUCGGUGUCGGCGUCGUUGGUUGUGAGCUAAAAAUCAUCUCGUGUGUGACCGAAAAAUCGAGAAAGAUGCAAAUGAAAUAAAUGAUAAAUUCUGGUUAGUAAGGAUCGAAUCCGUGUCGUUUGCAUGGCAAGCAAGUGUUUUACCACAAAGCCACACGUGUUCUUGGGAAAAUAGUGAAAACAACUUCCUCUGCUUGGAAAUACAGUGAAAGUAACUUGCAUGCUUUACAAACACGUGCAUCCUGUAUACAUGCUACACAGUACGAAUUGUAAUAUUGCAGUAAUAAUGGGUAGUACAAGCGCACAUUGUGAUCAGUUGUCACAAUAUGUGAUUAUCGUUAAUUCAUUAUUUAAAGCACGCCACCCACUACAAAAGGCACAUAGGUUACUACCCCAUUCUCCUUAAGGCCACGUAGUAAGUGCAUAAGAAGUUAUACAGGAUUCCAAGCGCACAAUUGCCCGUGGUUCAAAGCAUGCUACCCAUUACACAGAGUGUAGCCGUAUGCGAAAGCUUUGCUGACAUAAGCCUCUUUGAACUCGGUAUGCACUAGGGACAGGAUAUCGCUGUCGUGUUCAACUCUUGAAGGCGAAGCUUAAAGGACAACUAUUGAGUCAACAUUGAUUGUCGAAAUAGCGGUCCAAAAACUUCGUAGUAUUAUUUUUUUGCCAAGAAAGGGCUUAUUUUGAAAUAAAAUCACGUCCACAUAGAGUUAGCGCACUUUAGUUUACCCGCCUCAAGAAGAGGGCCAUUUCCCGUCAUUGCUGUCGUGCACAACAUUGCCCAGCUUUACUGUGCGGCCGCUGACACUAGUAUCAGCUGAACGAAAGUGGCGAUAGCCACAGCAGCAACAACGGCCAUUGAUAAAUUUCCUGCCAUUGGCUCCGAGAUAGCAGAUGUGUUUUGGUUCAACUGGGUUCCGCUAGAUAGCACUACCUGUCCAUUAACCACGCAAAAAUUGAAUAUUCGAACCACUCGCCCCGUUCCCUGUAGUAAUGUCCGGCGGUUCUUUUUUCCAUGAAUCAAACAGAAAUGAACAAGCAGCAUUUUAUUGCGUUUCUUGAUGCACGGAAGGUUCUUUAUUUAGUGCAGCUCGAUCGAUUACUAGUGUAUAAUUGUAGACAGUUCGUUUGACGUCUUCGAGAUCAUUUUGAGAAUGUCCUUCUGAGACACAUGUAUUAUUGUGCAUUUAGCUUAAUAUCUGAGUAAGUAGGGCACUGUUGUGGAUAGUAUUGUCGUUUUAGAUGUUGUCAUACAUUGAGCUUUUACUAUGACGUAAAUACUUAUUUGACUUUAGUCUCCCUUUAAGGAUACCCCAAUUUUCGUGGUCUUGACACUUAGCUUCUAAUCUAAAAAGAUGCAGCCAGUUAUGCAAUUAUUGUUGGAAGCUCCAGAAAGAUUACAUACUGGUAAAAGAGAGUAGCUGCUUUUCAGAUGAGAAUUGCCUCCUGAAACCAUUUUGACAUGGGGAAAAAACAAACUUUGAAAAAAACACUUGGUUCAUAUAAAGAUGUGCUCGAGAAGUUAAUCAAGUGCACUGAUUAAACAUAUUGACCUUUAGUUAGGGGGAAAAUAUCUGUUACAGCACUUAUGAAGUGGAACCACCUUACCAACCUUUUGAAAAACUUGCAUCCGAUUUGCAGCAACUAAUAGUGUAGCUGUUAGACUAAGUUAGUCGUAUUCGACCCAUUAUAACUUUUUAGCAAGCGAAACAAUGAAACAUUUUUUACAUUCUCGGCUACAAUUUGGAGAGGUUUUGAAGAAACUGAAAAUGGCUUUCUUUUUUUUUUUUUUUCAGAAAACUAUUUUCAAAACGUUGGUGUUUAUGGUAAACCACCUAUGUAUAAGUGGCAAUUUUUAAUUAUUAUAGUCAAUGCAAAAACAACAAGAAUUGUACUAAGUGUAAUGUCAAAUAUCUAAUUCGGUAUGUGCCCAGUUUUAUUACCCUCAGUUUAACUUAUCCUCAACAAUACUUGAAAUACAGGUAUUUUGUGCCGUUUACCUUGUUUGAGUAGUGACUUUUUUCCUCAGUUCAUUCAAUAGCAAAGGGAUAUUGACUACUCAGAAUAUUUCAUUGAGCUUCUUCUUUGAUGGGAAUGAAUGUUUUGACCAUGAAAUUGACUUUUUUGUUGUUGCUAAGGGCACUAAAAUUCAUGAGAGGGGAAAAGUGGCAAAAAUGUAUUUUUUCAUCCAAUUUCAUGAAUUCAAUUUCUAGGCAACGAAUUAUCUUUUUUUAUAAAAUCAUUGUUCUGGCUUUAAAACUUGCACUUAGAAUAAAUUCAAUAAACAUUGUAAAUGGCAUAGAGUUUCAUACUACAAUACCUAGAGGGUUAUCUUGGGCUAAUGUCUAUGUGGGCUUCUCCAGCGACACUUGUACAACCAUAGGAAUACAGGCUUCGGAUGUGCUUCGAAAGGCUUUCGUUCUUAAGAUUCGCGAGGCUUCUUUUCACAGUGUAAAACAUAGUGAUAUAAAGUUAUUUUCAAUCCAAAGCUGCUUCAUUCUUUUGUAUGCAAAAUUUACUGCAAAAAGUUUCCGCAACCAUGAGAUUUAAAUGAAACCUGGACAAAUUGCUCAGCCAUUGUGUUCCAGAUUUCACAUCAGGAUAUGAUAGAUUAUUUUUUACAACACUUGAAAACAAACACGCAUGUUUUUCCCUUGAAAGUAUGUAUUAGCUAUCUAUGGAAAUAGCAGUACUGUGUUGAGUUGGAAACAACGCAUCGUCUGCUACAAUGCCAGGUGCGUCUGUCUAAGUGGCCUGCCCCCAACAUAUUUCUUGUUUUGUUGUGAAGACGAGUAAGAGGAGCGUGACUGCACAUUUACUUAGUUUAGCUACAGUUUUGCAGUCGAAUUGGGAGAGUUUUGACACGACGCUCUCAAGAAGACGGAAACUCUGUGUGAUAUCCACGUCUAUGCCCAGCGGUAACUGCGCAAUGCUUUCCCAAAACUAUGUAUGGCUUGUAAAGUUGCAGUGUAGCAGCUGACGAAGAGACCCAGCGGUUUUCUGCCUCCUUGAGCAAUGAACACGCUGCUUGAGUGCUUUGCACCGCACGUCAAUACCUAUGCUACAUGAUAACCGAAACUGUACGAAAAGAUUCGUACACAGUUUGCUAGUUAACGCUAUUCAAUCUGAAGCUUGUACUUUCCAUCAUUUCCAUAAUUGUACAACAAACACAGCAACAGUUUCUUUUCUAGGCUAUUGUAUAAGACUGUGUGGUGAAUUAUGACCAAAACCUUGUGUUCUUGUCUGGACACAUCGACCAGAAGAGUGCAGUCAAUAUGUAGUGUCACGGAGUUUACAUUGUAAGCACGUACUGGCUUUUAUAUGGUAAAUAAGGCAGCCAUAAGCAAUGUAGACUGCAGCAUGGCAAUUUUACUGAGAAAUGCAAUGCAGUGUAAGCAUGCAAGAAAUAAAUGCUUUGAACACAA